This is a messenger RNA of Hymenoscyphus albidus, 708 nucleotides long. Lineage: Eukaryota; Fungi; Ascomycota; Leotiomycetes; Helotiales; Helotiaceae. The record is from the annotation of a GenBank genome assembly.
AUGGCCUCACCCACCAUCCCAACGGACCUAAAAUCCCGCCUCCAAGCCUCCUACAACGCCAUAGCACCCAAAUACAACGACUGGACCACCUCCCACGCAUCCACAAAACUACACUACCUCUCCCUCCUCCUCUCGCACUUAGACCCCCCAAGCACAAACAAAGAAAAAACCCCCAUUUCAGUUCUCGAACUAGGCUGUGGCCAUGGCCUCCCAGUAACACAGAAAUUACUCGAGACACCGCAUAUAAACGUCACAGCCAACGACCUCUCCACAACCCAGCUCUCCCUCGCGCGCUCCAACCUCUCAACUUCCCACCCUACCUCAAUUGAAAACAACAGACUCAACCUCAUAGCCGGCGACAUGCUCUCCCUCACCUUCCCUCCGGCUUCCUUCAACGCCGUAGUGGGAAUGUACUCACUCAUCCACCUACCACGGGAUGAACAAGUCGUCCUCCUUGGCAAGAUCGCUACGUGGUUGAAACCCGGUGGUUUCCUGCUUGCGAACUUCGCGGCGGAGGAGAGCGAGGGGAGUGAGAUUCAGAAGUGGCUUGGGGAGGAGCAGGGUUGGAUGUUUUGGAGUGGGUGGGGGAGUGAGGGAACGGUGGAGAGGAUUCAGAAGGCGGGCUUGGGGGUGCUGGUUAGGGAGGAGGUGGUUGAUCAUGAUACGGUUGGGGUUAGCUUUUUGUGGGUUUUGGCGAGGAAGGAAUGA